UGCCUGAGUUUGCGCGCUCCUGCGCGCGUGUAUGUGUGUGUGCGCGCACGCGCAUGUGUUAUCAUUAUUAUCCAGCCUGUUCCGAGCGCACGAUGGCCAGAUUCGCUGAGGCUGAAACAAGACGGCAACAGCAACACUUUCCUCCUCAUCCGGCGCACAGCCUGGUCGCAGCAGCCAGCCAGCAACCUCCGUCCGCCUUCCCCAAACCCAUGAACGGGUCAGAACCCCUCUCCAUCCAUCCCGACAGCAACAACAUGAAGGACCAGGAUGCCAUAAAGCUAUUUAUAGGGCAGAUCCCACGGAAUCUGGAGGAAAAGGACCUGAAGCCUCUCUUUGAACAAUUUGGAAAGAUCCAUGAACUGACGGUGCUGAAGGAUAGAUACACAGGCAUGCACAAAGGUUGUGCCUUCCUCACAUACUGCGCCAGAGAGUCGGCCAUCAAAGCCCAGAAUGCCCUGCACGAACAGAAGACACUGCCAGGGAUGACCCGUCCUAUCCAGGUGAAGCCAGCCGACAGUGAGAGCAGAGGAGGUAAAGACAGGAAGUUGUUUGUGGGGAUGCUGAACAAGCAGCAGACUGAAGAGGAUGUUUACCGCCUGUUUGAGCCCUACGGAGUCAUCGAGGAAUGCACCGUGUUAAGAGGCCCAGACGGAAACAGUAAAGGUUGUGCAUUUGUAAAGUUCUCCACACACGCCGAAGCUCAAGCAGCGAUCAGUGCCCUACAUGGCAGCCAGACAAUGCCGGGUGCCUCCUCCAGCCUGGUUGUUAAAUUUGCAGACACAGACAAGGAGCGGACCAUUCGAAGAAUGCAACAGAUGGUGGGUCAGUUUGGGAUCUUCAAUCCAGCAAUCGCACUGCCCUUCAGCACUUACAGUGCAUAUGCACAUGCACUAAUGCAGCAACAGGCGGCUCUCAUGGCUGCAACACAUGGCGGAUAUCUCACACCCAGUGUGGCAUUCCCCACAGCACAGAUUCAUCAGAUGGGGGCAUUAAAUCUUAAUGGACUACCACCAGCAGCAAUGACACCGGUGUCAGUAUUUGAUUUCACCCAAGGCUUGAGCUCUCCACCGGCGAUUGCCACUUCUGCGGUUCCCAGCAUUGUCACUCCCAUUGUAAACGGCUUUACUGGAAUCCCUCACCAGCCUAAUGGUCAUCCUGCAGUGGAGGCGGUCUACACUAAUGGUCUUCCACCAUACUCAGCCCAGAGUCCUACUGCCGCCGAUACUCUGCAGCAAGCAUUCACAGGAGUGCAACAGUACACAGCUAUCUAUCCAGCCACCACUCUCACCCCAAUUGGACAGACAAUCCCGCAGCCUCCUCCUGUUAUCCAGCAGCAGCAGCAGAGAGAAGGACCAGAAGGCUGCAACCUCUUUAUCUACCACCUACCCCAGGAGUUUGGAGACAAUGAACUAAUGCAGAUGUUCCUACCCUUUGGCACAGUCAUCUCUUCGAAAGUCUUCAUGGACAGAGCAACUAAUCAGAGCAAAUGCUUUGGUUUUGUGAGUUUCGAUAACCCUGCCAGCGCUCAAGCUGCCAUCCAAGCCAUGAAUGGCUUCCAAAUCGGCAUGAAGAGAUUGAAAGUUCAGUUAAAGCGGCCAAAAGAUGCCAGCCGUCCAUACUGACAGAACCAGCGGGUUAACCUCCACUGUGACAGCACAGGUAAGAAGAAAAGAGAUUCAUUACAAGGCGUUUAACGUUUCCAAAAACAAAAAAAUAAAAUAAAAAAAACAAACAAAAAAAAAAACUUUAGUACAGUAAAAAAAAAACAAAAAAAAAAACAACACACAACAACAAAGAGCAACCCACAAACAAAACAAUCUUCUUGAAGACAUAUCAACGUUUUUUUGAUGGGAAAGUUCUGAAUCAAGUAAGAAGACCAGACAUGAAAUGAAAGAAGAAAAAAAAAAAAACUAAAGAAAAAGAUGAAGAAAAAAAUUGGAAUGAAAAACCCUACUGAAAGCAAAAGCAAAAUAAAAAAGAAAAAUUAAAAUAAAAAGUAAUAAAGAGAAAAGAUCAAAAAAAAGGUGUGAAACAUUUAGACACAGCCAGAGGCUUCUUGUUAAGACUUGAAUUCUUCAUUAAGUACGCAACAAAAAGCAAAUUAUAUAUAUAUGAAAAGGGGCUUGAGGCUUUUUUUUAUUUUACUUUACUGGACAAAUGAGGGUUAUAAAACUUGCAGGUCUUAGGAAAAAAAGAACAGAAUGGGACAAAGAGACAAACGGAAAGCCAUGCUUAUCCUGCAGAGAAAAAAAAACUUGCUAUAGCCACCUCACUUUCUGCUCAACGGGAGGAUUAUCGUACCGUUUUUUUCUUUUGAUGUCACUGAGGUUACCAUGACGACUGAACAAUUGAGGAAAAAAAAGAAGAAGAAGAAGAAGAAGAAAAAAAAAAAAUCUCUCAUUCCUUAGGGACCAAAGGACCAAACAUUUUUAUUGUUAUAAACUGUAAUGUAUAUUAAUAGUUCAAGGUGGGCUGGGACAAGUCGUGUUACUUUCUCUAUUUCUGUUUUUUUCUUUUUCUUUCUUGAAUCUUUUAUCGUUAACAACUUACGGGCUUUCAGAAUAUAUUAAAAAAUAUUAAAAAGUACAAAAACAAAUACAAAAAAAAAAA
Molecule: messenger RNA, 2610 nt
Organism: Erpetoichthys calabaricus (reedfish)
Lineage: Eukaryota; Metazoa; Chordata; Cladistia; Polypteriformes; Polypteridae
Gene: celf5a
Product: cugbp, Elav-like family member 5a
Exons: 13
Coding region: 54-1622 (522 amino acids)
Biological process (GO): mRNA splice site recognition; regulation of alternative mRNA splicing, via spliceosome
Cellular component (GO): nucleus; ribonucleoprotein complex; cytoplasm
Molecular function (GO): mRNA binding
Source: RefSeq, a predicted model, not a curated record